This is a messenger RNA of Trichobilharzia regenti, 1364 nucleotides long. NCBI's taxonomy places the organism in Eukaryota, Metazoa, Platyhelminthes, Trematoda, Strigeidida, Schistosomatidae. The record is from the annotation of a GenBank genome assembly.
AUGCUAGGUAUCGGGGUCAAGACUUCCAAUCUUUUUAAUGGAACCUUGAAUAUCACUUUGAACGACUCAUUGAUUUACCUUCGUUGUUUUGUGCAUAUUGCACAAUAUUCAAAAAAAUCGAGGAUGUAUGGGAAUUCUAUGCCUGGUAAAGACGAUGAGUACGAUUAUCUAUUCAAAGUUGUACUAAUUGGAGACUCCGGUGUUGGUAAAAGUAACCUACUCUCUCGUUUCACACGAGAUGAAUUCAACCUGGAGAGCAAAAGUACAAUCGGAGUUGAGUUUGCGACAAGGAGUGUCCAGAUUGAUGGGAAGAUAAUAAAGGCUCAGAUUUGGGAUACUGCCGGUCAGGAACGAUAUCGAGCGAUUACUUCUGCUUAUUAUCGUGGUGCUGUUGGUGCACUGUUGGUGUACGACGUUUCCAAAGUAGUAACUUAUCGUAAUUUGGAUCGAUGGUUAGGUGAAUUACGAGAUCAUGCAGAUCAGCAUAUUGUUAUCAUGUUAGUUGGAAAUAAAUGUGAUCUUCGACAUCUUCGUGGAGUUAUGACUGAUGAGGCGAAAAGUUUUGCUGAACGAAAUGGACUUUGUUUCAUUGAAACUUCAGCUUUAGAUUCUACUAAUGUAGAAGAAGCCUUCUGUCAAAUUCUCCAAGCUAUUUAUAAUAUUGUCAGUUCACAUCCUCCAGUGAGUAAUGUCGAUAUGAAAAUGUCUCCAUAUCAUAAUCAACCGAUUGUAUCACCGAAUGCAGACAAUCCAAGCAGUGGUCGACGAUGUUGUAGUUGAACACAACAUGUACAACAACAAUGGAUUAACUACUAUUGAUUGAUUGAUUGAUUGAUCGACUACGUAACCUUUACACAUCCUUUUCUCUCUCUCUCUCAUUUUAUCUCAACAAGUAGUGGUAAUGUGUCGAUACAAGAACUACUACUACUACUACGACUACUUUUAAUAAUUUGACCAGAAUUUCAAUUCCGAAGCCACACUGUCUACCCUUCAUGCCAGCGUUCUUUCUUGUCAAGCACCGCUUGUUAUCCCGUUUUUUAUGUAAUAUGUUUUUUGUAUUUGCCAGUCAGUGAGUGAGUGGGUGAGUGAGUAUGGAUCAUUUCACAUAUUUUACUUUUUACUCUGAAACUGUGUUAUUAACCUUGGUCUCCCUCUGUGUACUACUUCUCACAUCAGCGUGUAAGUAUGAAUGCAUGAAUGAAUGAAUGAGUAGUUGUCAUUUGUCGUCACCUCUGUCUCUCUCUGCCUCUCCCUCGGCGUCGCUCUGUUUCUACUGCCUUACACUGCCUCACUCACACACACACUUGCCUUCUCUGUCGUAUUUUGUAUUAUGAAGUCAACUAGUAAUAAUAAUAAUAAUAAUA